Messenger RNA from Bipolaris victoriae FI3, 633 nucleotides. RefSeq lists its product as hypothetical. The transcript is spliced from 5 exons. Gene Ontology annotation, cellular component: U1 snRNP; cytoplasm; U2 snRNP. The coding region runs from base 1 to 633 and encodes 210 amino acids. The record is from RefSeq and is a predicted model, not a curated record. Gene Ontology annotation, molecular function: RNA binding. Gene Ontology annotation, biological process: mRNA splicing, via spliceosome. Lineage: Eukaryota; Fungi; Ascomycota; Dothideomycetes; Pleosporales; Pleosporaceae.
AUGUCGGGCGCUGCAAACCGUCAAGGAAAGAUGCAAAAUCUAAUCAACUACCGCAUGAAGGUAACGCUUCAAGAUGGUAGGCAAAUGGUCGGGCAGAUGCUCGCAUUCGACAAGCACAUGAACCUUGUACUCGCCGACACAGAAGAAUUCCGCCGCACACGGAGAAAGGGCAAAGCCGCACCGGGCGCAACCCAGCAAGUCACCGAAACCGAAGAACGACGCGCCAUUGGACUUACCAUUAUCCGUGGUGCUCAUGUCAUUUCACUGUCAGUUGAUGGGCCACCGCCUGCGGACCCCGCUGCGCGUCUCGGAGCAAACUCUGGACCUUCGACUACUGCGGCAUUGGCUGCUGGACCUGGUGUCGCUCGACCUGCUGGACGUGGUCUCCCUGUUGGUCUGACUGGACCAACUCCUGGCGUUGGAGCUCCUGGCCCUGGAUUUGGAGGUGGUUUCCCAGGCGCACCUGGAGGUUUUGGAGGGCCACCUGGCUUCCCAGGCCGUGGUGGACCACCCGGUGGACCACCUGGCUUCCCUCCCGCUGGUGGACCUCCUGGCUUUGGCGGACCCCCAGGAUUCGGUGGACCGCCAGGUUUCCCUGGUCGUGGCGGACCUCCUGGCUUUGGUGGCAGAUAG